This is a messenger RNA of Hippocampus comes (tiger tail seahorse), 1814 nucleotides long. RefSeq names its product cysteine-rich and transmembrane domain-containing protein 1. Gene Ontology annotation, cellular component: extracellular exosome. The transcript has 3 exons. The record is from RefSeq and is a predicted model, not a curated record. The coding region runs from base 153 to 551 and encodes 132 amino acids. NCBI's taxonomy places the organism in Eukaryota, Metazoa, Chordata, Actinopteri, Syngnathiformes, Syngnathidae.
CAAUGACGUCAUGUCCCGCUAGACGCACUCGACGCUGGCCCUGAAGCCAUUGUAGACUGCGGUGGGAAAAGAAACGUAUAAGGAAGACGGGAUUUCUGUAACGGAAACAAAUCUAAUUCAGCUGCUGUUCUCUCGAAGGUGAUUGCUGAGAGAUGAAUCCAGACCAGCCGCCCCCAUACCCAGGCCCGUCCGCUCCGGUCUACCCCGCCCAGGGCCAGCCUCCUCAGGGCUACCCGCCUCAGAGUUAUCCUCCGCAGGCGUACCCUGUAAACAUGCAGCAGCCUAAUCCAAAUUACCCAAACUACCCACCUGGACCAAUGGGAGCCGGAGGUCCCUAUCCAGGGCCAGGACAGCCGCCUUAUCAGGGAUAUGCUGGACAACCCCAAUACGGCUGGCAGGGUGGACCCCCACCCGGACCCAUGUAUGGAGAACCUCCUAAAAACACGGUGUACAUGGUGGAGGACAGAAGAAGAGACAACUCUUCGGAGACGUGCCUGACAGCCUGCUGGACAGCCCUUUGUUGCUGCUGUCUCUGGGACAUGCUGACAUAAUAUUUCUCCGCACCUUUAUUCCGCUCUCGAUUUUCUGUGUGCCUCAAAACACUCGCGUCCCUCCUCCCCGGUUGGCCUUAAAUCUUGUGUCCCUUCUUAAUCUUGCCUUCGUUUCCUUCAACACGGUGCCUCGAACGCACACUCCGUAUCCCACUUAAUGUCAAUGUGAAGUCGUCGGCACCGUCUGACUGAGUGACCGACCGGCAUCAGGGGCAGCUUUGUAGCAGCAGAGCUUCAUUACCUACCCCGAGCAUACAUUUACAGCGAAAACAGCUUCCGUUUGGUUUUGGAUUGUUUUGCCUAUUGAUGACGACAUGUCAAAAACAAUCAUCACAUGCACGCUAGGCUAGUUAGUUGAUGUCACUUAAAGUAAAGAAUGACGCGCACAAUGGCAGAGCAGCAAUUUGGCCUUCAGGUCUUCAACAAAACCUUCACAUCAAUACACGCACUCUUUGUUGGAGAAGCAUGAUAAGCGCACAACCAGUCCUCUUGCUCGACCCAUGUUGUUUUUGGUUGUGACCUACUGAAUGAACACUGACAUGCACGCACGCCCUUGUUUUAACCGACAACCAUCUUGACUAUUUAUGCUGAAACAAUAACUUCCACUUGGAAGUGUUUUUGAAAGGUUUGCGCUUGCAGGCCCGGGAAAAGUCAAAACACUGUCUAUUUACUGCUCAGAAUGGCGUUGUGUAAAUAGCACCUCGUCGCCGUCUUUGUGCAAUCGCACCACGUAACGUGAAAGAAUGCGCAAAGAAACUCGAACACAGACACGCAGCUUCUGUUGCGCUCAGGCUCAUCUCAUGUAAGGGUCUCAAGCACUUUAUGAUGAUUACCUCUGCUUUUAUGUUCCUACUCCCGUCUGCUCUCCUCACCUCCUGCGAGCUGCCUUUUUGCUUUCUUGACUAUGUUGCUUCAUGUUGAUCCUUCGUUGUCCCAUAAACCUGCGAGUCACAUUCUACCAGUGAGCUGGAGGGUGGUCUCUUUAGGAGCUGACAAUGGGAAUGUUUUUCCUUCUGAGUUGCACAUUGUCUUCAAGUAAAAUCAAAGAACUAAUACAAUUCACGCUUCCUUACUUUUACCAGGUUGGCUUUUAAUAAUCACAAUUCUUUUCUCAACGCGAUCUGUGUCAUUAAAAAAAUAAUAAUACGCGAGGGACGCAACUGAAAAUGAGAAACAAUGCUGUGAUCAAUAAGACGAAUGACCCUUUACAUGCCUGUUUGCUUUAAAUGAAAAUCUUAUAUUAAAAUAAUUUUUUUCCCAUCA